This is a messenger RNA of Penicillium griseofulvum, 1500 nucleotides long. RefSeq names its product putative C6 transcription factor. The record is from RefSeq and is a predicted model, not a curated record. The transcript is spliced from 3 exons. Lineage: Eukaryota; Fungi; Ascomycota; Eurotiomycetes; Eurotiales; Aspergillaceae. Gene Ontology annotation, cellular component: nucleus. Bases 1 to 1500 code for a protein of 499 amino acids.
AUGGCCAACGGCACAGUGGAGCUUGAAACCAUUGAGAGUCUCUGUCUGCUCUCCUAUUCCUCAUUUCUAGAUGGAGAUAUACACCUCGGUCGCUUCUAUCUCGGUCUCGCUUUACAUCUGUGCCGAUCAGCAACGCUGGAUCUGGAAUCAAGUCAUGGAGGCGAAGGUCCCAUGGCCGAGCGAAAGAAGCGUCUAUUUUGGAGUCUCCAAUCUCUGGAGCAGUCUUAUGGACAACAAAAUGGCUUUCUCUGUAUACCAUCAGAGGUAAUGCGCACCUUCUAUAUUGCUUCCAGUAGCGACCGUGCAAAACAGGAUGGAACCGAAGCCAAACCUCCACCGCUGCCGAGAGAUGAUCUUGGUUGCUCGAAACCAUCCGAUCUAGGUAUUUGGAGUUUAGCAGCCCACUUUGGUUGGGUCUGGAGCAAAGUGCGAACAUAUGUUUCCGAUUGUGCUCGUAAUAGGCUCAAAGAGCCCUGGCGACACGAUUCCAUGUACGCCAUGGUACUCUCUGACCUGACAGAAAUCGAGAACAAACUUUCCCAGUGCCAUCGAUAUGACACAGUCAAAUUUUUCGAGCGAACAGCAGACGAGCUGAGAUCAAACCGAAACUACUGGACACCAUGGCUGAAAUUGCAGUUCACAUACCAUUGCAUUUUAACUGUUUUGAAUCAUCCCUUCCUCUACAUUGUGGCAUCACAAUACAACGAUAAUUUGGCAAUCCCGAACGCUUUCUGGAGACGGUCUUCCGAAUUGGUCUUGUUACAUGCUACCUGGCUUGUGCGCAUGAUAGACAUGGUGUCUGAGAAGAAGAUGCGACUGAUCGAUCCAUUCUUCGGACACGCUGCCGCCAUUGCAGCUACGGUGCAUUUGUACUACUGCUGUGCUGCGGACCCCCGACUAAAAUACAAAUCCAAGGUUGAUUUCACGAAAUGUCGACGGUUCCUGAAGAGCUUUGUUUCCUUUUCGCCUGCUUGUGGAAUCUUGGAUCAAACACUGGACAAGAUGACUCGAAUCGCUUCCGGUUCGCAAAACAUCGAUUACGAUUGGGAACCCGAGAAGAUUCAUCUCAGUAUACCUUUAAUGUGGGAUGUUCUUCAAGUCAACUGUAAACCCAAGCCACACGAAGUGUCGACAGGUGGUCUACUACAUCCAUCAUUGACCCCGACCGUCUGUACCGAAGAGGAGGAGGAUAGUCCAGCCUCAACUCUAGAGGUUAUUGUCGCAAUGUCCCCCAAUGUCACAGUUAACACUGCGGAUGGUGGUCAAGCCGCCCACAUACCACCAAUGAUGCCGCACAUAUCUUCCACACCAACUUCCGACCUCGACCUUGGUGACAAGCUCGUUGCGCCACCCGACAGUUUAAUGACCAAUACCCCAUGGCUAUGGACAGACCCCUCCCAAUUUGUUGAUAUGGAGAACAAUGUGGGCUACGCAGAUUCCGAAUCCGCCUUUGGAAACAUUGACGGAUUCUCGACAUGGUGGGACUUUGGAAACUUAUAG